This is a messenger RNA of Penicillium antarcticum, 3267 nucleotides long. RefSeq names its product fungal specific transcription factor domain-containing protein. The transcript has 8 exons. Gene Ontology annotation, cellular component: Golgi apparatus. Gene Ontology annotation, biological process: DNA-templated transcription. Gene Ontology annotation, molecular function: DNA binding; zinc ion binding. Lineage: Eukaryota; Fungi; Ascomycota; Eurotiomycetes; Eurotiales; Aspergillaceae. Bases 1 to 3267 code for a protein of 1088 amino acids. The record is from RefSeq and is a predicted model, not a curated record.
AUGCAGAAGCCUUACGCGUGGCCCCACCUUCAAGACAAGGCCGCCCCUUAUCAUAAAUCUGAAACAAAAACCCCCAACCCAAAUGCGCACGAAAAGUCUGCCAACAAGACGAAAGCAAUUGACCGUCGCGCCCCCUACCCGGGCGUGCCCUUGAAUCCGGCCAUGAGUGAACAUGAUCACCACCAUCACCACUCGGUGCCGCAUAAAGGGCAACCGUUACUAUACGUCCCAAACACACUAUGGACACGCGCAUUCGCGAUAACGGUUAUCGCCGAAACAGUCGCUACAGUCGCAAUUGAAAGGUAUGCGCUCAAUCGCGUCUCUCAAUACCAAGUCCAACCCGGAACUCCACUAACAGCGCCUUAUACAUCCAGCUGGAUCCUAAUAAGUCUCCGCAACCACCUCGAAGACGAUGGCAAAAAUGACGGAUCAAUGCGCCUCCAAUCCUUCCUAGGUCUAUACAUCUUCGCCCUACUAUAUGAACUGGCUCUUUCGUAUGAUGCCCUGCGCCGCAAGAAUACAAUCCAACUCGUCGGUCUCUGCGUCUGUAAUUUGGGCCUGUUGACCUAUGGCUCUUUACAGAUGCAGGAGAUCAAUAGUACAGUUACGACGGCGCUGAAUGAUAAGUCUGUCAGCGAUCAUUUGCUUAAAAUUUAUCGCAUUGAGCUUGUGCUUGUACCUGUUAUUUUGGGUGUUUGCACUAUUGCUAUGACAUUUUUUACGUGGAAACUGCGUGCUGAGUUUUCGUGGUCUAUUUAUAAGAAUAUUAGUGCGGAUUUGCAGAUGAAGAGGAGGUAUCUUACUUAUCAGGUCUAUAUUGCGCUGUUGAAAUUUGAUUUCUUCUUCGUGUUUGGAAGCCAACUUCAGGUUCUUCUUGUUGUCUUUAAGACUGAGGACUCUGAUUUCAUCAUCAAUGCCGCCCUAAUUCCGGUUACGAUAGCGACGUUGAUUGGGGCUGCUCAGUUCUGCAAGCGUGAGAAGACAAAGUCUCUCAUCACUAUGAUGUUCUUCAUGCUUGUCAUCAUGGGAUGUUUUGGUCUGACGCUCUAUCGAAUGCACAUCUCGAGCGGAAGCAGCCAAUUCGCCUCAGUCCGUGUCUCCCUGACACUAUUUUCCUCCCUAUCAUUGCUUUUGAUGGGUAUCACGCUCGUCAACUCCGUGUUGUGUAUCAUCAAUUUCAACAAGGGAUUGAAGAAUCAUGUUAUGACUCCAAAGAAGCGAAGGAAAGGUUCAGUCACAUUGGAGCUUGAGUCUCAAGAGGCUCCUUCGCGUUCCCGAGUUGCCACCGAUGCCACGCUCAGAAGAUUAAAUGCUCUGGGGAAAAGCCAUGCUCCAAAUGUCGGUCUGCGGGCUAUGGAGCCCAAUGCAGAUAUGCGACUCGGGAUCGCAAACUACCUGGAGCAACUCUUGAGAGAUAGCGAAGAGUUACACGACCGAAAGCGUCGUCCGAAAGAAACGCGCUCGAAUAGACCAGAGCAAAACUCAGACUCUCGGUCAAGUCCCGACACAGCCGAAGAAAAUGCUGACUCAAUGGCACAAAGUCUCUCCAUCGGAGACAAGCCAUGGUUUCAAUCUCACGAUGCCUCAUUGAUUCCUCUCUACAUUAGCGAAGCAACUUGUACCGCUUUUGCCACUCGGCUAUGUCAGUCCUUAAAGAGGACGAAUACGCCAACACUGCAUCUUCCAAGAUCGCGUUAUACUGACGAGUCUACUCUUACAUCUCUCCUCCAUGCAGACCUACAAUGGCCGAGCCUUGUGUGCGCACAGCUAUUGGUCAAAACUGCACUUGGUCAUAUCAUGUCUAGUUUUCAUUUUGUUCUGAAACAGGAUACUAUGGAUAUGCUCCAUAGCGUUUAUCAGAGUCAAGACUUUGAGAAUCAAAGUAUCAAGUGCAAGUUCUUUGCACUGUUUGCAAUUGGACAAGUUUAUUCGACUCCUUAUGGGUCUUUCGAUGCGUCGCAUGUCCCGGGAUCGGAUUAUUUCGCAAAAGCAUUGAGUCUCAUGCAGGUCAUUCCUGAAAGACCAAACAUGGUUCAUAUAGAGAGCCUACUUUUACUUGCAUUCUUCUGUCAAUUUCUGAAUCGCUUCCAUUCAGCCUACCUCUUCAUCGGAAACGCAUUGCGACUGGCGCUCAGCAUGGGCUUGAACUAUAACGUCCCACAAAGCCAAAAUCUUCAUCCAGUGGCGCGAGAACAUCGAAUCCGAAUUUGGUGGUCUAUCUAUACGCUUGAUCGCUUCUGGGGCUCGAAAUCGGGAUUCCCUGUUCAAAUUCACGAUGAAUGGAUUCAUGUCGAUCUUCCUUCUAGUGUAGCAUCUGAAUCAUAUCCAGAUCAGUUUGCAGACAGUGCUUUCGCAACAUCGGCUAUUGAACUUGCCAAAAUUACCGGAAGCACGACUGGAGAUAUCUACUGCCAAAAACAAUCUGUUGAGAGCUUCUUACACUGUGAACAGAAACUUCUGACUCAGUUAAAGCAAUUGGUUCAAUCUCUACCUGAGCGAAUGAGACUUCGUUCGGACAUGCCAAACCCCAAAGAUGUGAUUCAGAUGCAUCUUCAAUUCAAUUUUUGUGUGAUCUUGGCUAUCAGACCAGUCCUCCUACACGUCCUGAAUUUGACCAAGAAAGGCCACUCCAACCGCUCCCCCGAUACAAUUUCGCCGGUCCUGGUCACCCUGAGUGAGGCAUGCAUUCACGCAGCAAGACACUCUUUCGCCUUAUGUAUGGAUGAAUGGACAAAAGGAUCCUUUGCAAUCUAUGGCUAUGCCUUCCCAGCCUACCUUUUCUCAGCCGCACUGGUCUUAGCCGUCUCAAGCCUCCUGUCUCUUGGGAAUCCAGCCGAUUUGACAUCUACCGAAACAACCUUGGAGAUACUCAAGAACCUUAGCUUAUCCGGCAAUCUUGCAUCAAGGGACCUUUAUGAUCAUCUCACGCGGGUACGGCAAUGUCUAGAUGACCAUUCUAUCUCUCUUGCUUUGACUCUCGAUCAUUCUGACAGUGCUCCCGUCAAUCCAUUACCGAUGGACGAAGGCUUGCUCCCAAUGCCAUCACGACCCAGCCGAUUCUCCAGUCAUCCCCAGGCAACCCCAUACUUUGAGGAUCUAAAUUCCCAGCUUUUUGAAUCCAACGUGCCUUAUCUAACUACGGAAAUGGCUCUUCACCAACCUACCAUGCUGAACUUCUUGACGCAAUCUCAUGUGGACUUUGGACUUCUGGAUCCAGUGGAGACUUUCAACGAUUUUGAUCUUGCCUUUUCAAGGUCUUCUGAUUAA